Vigna angularis (adzuki bean) is the source of this 1257-nucleotide messenger RNA. Its product is annotated as homeobox protein knotted-1-like 6. Lineage: Eukaryota; Viridiplantae; Streptophyta; Magnoliopsida; Fabales; Fabaceae. Gene Ontology annotation, molecular function: DNA binding; DNA-binding transcription factor activity, RNA polymerase II-specific. Bases 134 to 1069 code for a protein of 311 amino acids. The record is from RefSeq and is a predicted model, not a curated record. The transcript has 5 exons. Gene Ontology annotation, biological process: regulation of DNA-templated transcription. Gene Ontology annotation, cellular component: nucleus.
AUUUCUGUGUUCCUUAUUUCCUUCUCCUUGAAGACUAGCUGUCUCUGGCACUGGCAGCAGAAGCAGAAAAGUUCCAGAAAUUCUGGUAAGGAACGAGGCAAAGGAACGCAGCGUUUCGUUUCGUGUCGCCAUCAUGGAUGAAAUGUACGGAGUGCCGGACUACGCCGACAAGCCACUCAUGACUCCGGAGAAUCUGAUUUUCCCUCCGGACUACCCCGCCUUCCUCACAGCCGCCCGGAUUCCUAUCUUCGGAUCCGACGACCUCUUCUCCGGCGAGCCUUCCGCCGCUUCCGCCUCUCCUGCUGGAAUUCCGCGCCACCAGGACGAUGACGUGGCAACCACUGUCAUGAAGGCAAAAAUCGCCUCCCACCCUCACUACCCUCGCCUCCUCCAAGCUUACAUCGAUUGCCAGAAGGUUGGGGCGCCUCCGGAAAUCGCGCGUCUGUUGGAGGAAAUCCGGCGAGAAAACGACCUGUGCAAGAGCGACGUUGUUUCCACGUGCUUUGGAGCCGAUCCCGAGCUCGACGAGUUCAUGGAAACCUACUGCGACAUGCUCGUGAAGUAUAAAUCCGACUUGGCUCGCCCCUUUGACGAAGCAACCACUUUCCUCAACAAGAUCGAAAUGCAGCUAAGCCAUCUCUGCACUGGCGCUUCUGUUUCCACCGUUUCUGAUGAUGGUGGUGUGUCUUCAGACGAAGAUUUGAGUACAGGAGAUGGUGAUGGUCAAGAUGGGCAAUCAAAGGGUGAAGAUCGUGAACUGAAGGAUAGACUCUUACGGAAGUUUGGGAGUCACAUUGGUACUUUGAAACUGGAGUUUUCAAAAAAGAAAAAGAAAGGUAAACUUCCGAAGGAAGCAAGACAAACAUUGCUUCAGUGGUGGAAUGUUCACUACAAAUGGCCUUACCCCACGGAAGCUGAUAAGAUUGAACUGGCUAAGUCAACAGGGCUAGAUCAGAAGCAAAUUAACAAUUGGUUUAUUAACCAGAGAAAACGUCAUUGGAAACCAUCCGAGAAUAUGCAGUUUUCCAUGAUGGAAAAUCUUAACGGACGGUUCCUUGGUGAUGAAUGAUGAGGUGCGUGUACAUGUAUUAUUCUCAAAUGUAUAUCCUGAUUAAUUAAUUAUUGCUUGUAUUUUCUUUUGUAAAUUCUAAAUUAAAAGCAGAUUGUUGACAGUAAAAUGCGUACUUUCCUAAGAAGAGAAAAGGGAAAUGAUCAUAGUAUUCUUGAUAAAUAACUACUGUCAUUGUGCAUGAAAUG